GGUUUGUGACAGGACCAAAAACCCUUUUAACACUUGAUGUAUUUUUCCAUCUGAGGUGGAGUGAUGUCAUUGUCUGCCCAGCACUAACUGCUGUUGACAGUCUUCCAGCUGCAUCCAGUGUCUGAGGAGCCUCCCUUUUCCCUAUGACAUCACUGAGUCUUUAAGUCUACAGACUGGACCCAGCUAAUAACAUAAACCUGAGCCAAACCUGUCAGACCUAUUAAAGGCACUGGAGGAGCAAAGUGCAGCGCAUUCACACACAGAACUACAACCAGAUUAAAGAUGUCUUCAUAUGGACUAGUUGCUGCGGUUUUGCUGGCUUGUACCUGGGCAUUCAGUGAGGCUCAGUCGAGUUGCAAAGGUCGCUGUGGCAUGGGCUACUACAGAGGCAACAUGUGUCAGUGUGACUACAGCUGUCUGCUCUAUGGAGAAUGCUGCAAGGACUACGUGAGCCUCUGCACCUCCAAGGACUCAUGUAAGGGGCGCUGUGGUGAGACGUUCAGGCGCGGUCGUAAAUGUGACUGUGACCCAGACUGUAAGAAAUACAACCACUGCUGUCCAGACUACGAGGACCACUGUAGUGAGACAGAUCCUACACGUGAGGCCACAGAGCAGCCAUCAGGAACCCCACUUACUCCAAGUGAAAGCACUGAUCCAGGUGUCAGCCCUACACCUUAUCCAAAUGAUGAUCCUGGCAGUACCUCUCAACAGGAGGCUGAGGUGGACACUCCGGAGCCCAGUCCACCUGCAGAGGGCGCUAGCGGCUUUGGUUCCACCCCCUCUGACGUGCUGGAGGACUUCACCCCUGUACCUGACCUAGACGGGUUUGAAAUAGUCCCAGAGACUGAAAUAACAACAGCCACUGCACCAAAAGAUGAAACAACAACGAGCUCUACCACUGUUGUCCCCAGCACUGCAGAAGUGACGGCCAAUACAGAUGCUGAUGACUCCACUAACGCUCCAGAACCCACAGUGGCCGACCUUUUAUCCAAUGAACCUACGCCAGAAUCCACCACUCCCCUCUCAGACUCCCAAACGACUACUGUCCAAACCACUCCUGCACAAAUGAAUGAAAACCCAACGAGUGGAACAACUGCACCACCAUUACCUCCUUCUGAAAUACCAGAAACCACAAGUUUAACUCCUGAAUCAAAGGAAUCCACUACACCAUCGUCUACGACCAUUUUACCAACAACAGCCAACAAGGAAACUACUUCAACACCAGAAAUUACCACUAAAAGCUCAAAUCCUGCAACAUUAGCUCCAGCAUCAGAAGUAGACACAAGUACAGUUAAAAUACCAGCUGAAACCCAAAAUCCAACAAGCGUACCCACUUCCAAACCAGACACAGAACAACCCAUCUCAGAAAAUCCCCUGAAACCAGACCCCGAUUCUGACAAAAACCAAGAAGAAGUAGACACAAGUACAGUUAAAGUACCAGAUGAAACUCAAACUUCUACAAUCGCACCCACUUCCAAACCAGACACGGAAAAACCCAGCCCGGAAAAGCCCUUGAAACCAGUCCUCGAUUCUGACAAAAAUCCAGAAGAAGGAGACACAAGUCCAGACAAAGUACCAGAUGUCACUCAGAGUUCUACAGUCGCACCCACGUCCAAACCAGACCCGGAAAAACCCAGUUUAGUGAAGCCCUUGAUCCCGGUCCUCGAUUCUGACAACAAACCUGUGCUCAAUGGACUGGGGGAUUCAUCAGAGUACCCGGCAGAUGACAGCAACGACAUGGACUUGUGCAGUGGGCGUCCCAUCAGUGGAGUCACGACGCUCAGCAACGGGACAGUGGUGGUUUUCAGAGGUCACUACUUCUGGGUUUUGGACAGAGACAGAGUCCCGGGUCCAGCUCAAAGCAUCUCUCAUGUGUGGGGCGUCCAGUCUCCAAUAGAUACGGUUUUCACACGCUGCAACUGCCAGGGAAAGACGUACAUUUUCAAGGGCCCUCAGUACUGGAGAUAUGAAAAUGACGUUUUGGAUCCUGGUUUUCCCAAACUCGUAACAGCUGGUUUUGAUGGACUCAGAGGCCACGUCACAGCUGCUCUGUCUGUGCCUCAGUACCGCCGCAGAGGGGAGUCUGUUUAUUUCUUCAAAAGAGGUGGCAAUGUUCAGAAAUACUCAUACCAGUUUGGCACCAACCCAUCGUGUGACAGAAGAGUCCACCUGGCAGUUUACUCACAUCGUAACAGGGUCGCUCGACAAGCACCUGCACAUGUAGUGUCUCUAGGACCCUCCAUAAACUACAGGACGUCCUGGAGAGGUUUCCCCGCCACCAUCACUGCUGCUGUGUCCAUCCCCAACAAGAGAGAGCCAGAGGGGUACAACUACUACGUCUUCUCAAAAUCCAAAUCCUACAAAAUAAGGAUAGAAGGAGACAGACCAGUCAUUGCUACUGCUAAACCCAAUGCAUCCCCUCAAAGCAACGAAGUCUUCAAAUGUCCAAAGAAAGUCUCCACAUCACAAUGACAGCUUUGAUUUUAAAAUGUUUAUUAAAUUUUGAUAAAACAUUUGAGAAUGGACACUUGUUACAAAAUGUAAUUUAAGUACAAAAGUAAAACAAUAUAAUUUUAAUGACUUCACAACUGAACAGCUGGAGUCCGCAGAAAAAAAAAAAAGCACAAGAUUCAGUCAAGUCUCCACCAGGGGGCGUCUCAUCGUCUGUAUAAACCUCGAGCAAAUGCUUGACCUGUUGGAAUAAAAUGUGUAAUGAAUA
This is a messenger RNA of Periophthalmus magnuspinnatus, 2719 nucleotides long. RefSeq names its product proteoglycan 4b (gene prg4b). Lineage: Eukaryota; Metazoa; Chordata; Actinopteri; Gobiiformes; Gobiidae. Gene Ontology annotation, molecular function: scavenger receptor activity; polysaccharide binding. The record is from RefSeq and is a predicted model, not a curated record. The transcript has 14 exons. Bases 283 to 2472 code for a protein of 729 amino acids. Gene Ontology annotation, biological process: immune response.